AUGGUGCCACAGACCUUUGCGGAGGCUAUCCUUGCUAGGCAGGGAGGGGACCGUGGCACCGGGUGGGAGCCGCUGCCGACAGUGGCGGCAACAAGAGCGGAGUACAGCCUCGAGUGGCAAGAUGUGCAAGAUUCAAAACGACAUGGGCGCGUCACCUUCUCCCGGAAGUGCCAAGCACACGUUCGGGCUCUUCCUCCUUCCACAACGAUUCAGCUUCGAGUCGUGGCUCGAGUCUUCGCCCCGCUUCCUGGAGGGAAUCCGGUGGCGAAGGGCAAGGAGGACCCAGCAUCUCGGUCCUGGCAGGAUCAUCGUCUUGUCGGUCGGUGGCUCUACGGCGCCAAGCCCUCUGAGUACCGAAUCGGGCGCAGAUCAGAUGGCUUGCUGGUUUUCAUGGGUCCCCAUGCCUCCGGGGCCACUGUGAUGGGCGUGCUAGAGCCCGAAGGACACUGGCUGCAAGCAGAGCUUGCCUCAGCCAGUGGAGAUGUAGUGGGACACAUUCGCCUCUUCUACGACCAGGAGGAGGAUGCAGUCAUCUCCAACUUCAAGAACAUCCAGAACGUUGAUUGGGGAAGGGACAUUGCCGCCAAGAAGGGCGGUGACGAGGAGAUCCUGACCACUGUAGUUGGAAGGUGGCUGCAGGCACGGACGGCGGAUGCCAUCACAGACCGUGACGAGGAGGAGUUCUGCUACGACUCUCUGUGCAACAAGCGAGGCAAGUGCCAGCGAUGUGCCUGCCAGAUCUUCGUUUUAUCCGAGCACCUCAUGAACCAAGAGAUGCUUUGCAAGCGAUGUGGCUGUGCGGCCAUUCAUCAUGCCAAAGUGGGCAAGUACCGGAUUCAUGACCAUGCCCAGAAGGGCGGCAAGGACUCGGAGGAAGCGCACGGCAGUGCACCCGCAAAGCCGGCGCAGAAGUCGGCGAUGGAUGAGAUGCCAAGCCGACGGUGGAGCCUGGAUGAUGCGCCUCCGAGCGAGGAGAUCGUUGAGUUCAUCAUCCGGCAGUUGGAGCUCGCCAAGAACCUGUACGAGGUGCUCGGGGUGGCCCCCAGCUCAUCAGCACUUGAGAUUCGCCAGGCUUUUCGAGCGAUCUCUCUGCGAGUCCACCCGGACAAGAUCAAUGCACAAGCGCAGACCGAAGAUGAGCAGAGCCUCUCCGCACUUGCAGAAGAUGCGUUCAAGCUGGCUUCUUCUGCUUACGAAGUGCUGAAUGAUGAGAUCGAGCGACGAUCAUACGACCGCCAGCUGUACUUGGACUGGGUGCGGACGGAGAAGCCAAAGGCAAAGCCGAAACCGAAGCCGAAGGCAAAGCAGCAGGCACAGACGCCCACGGCCGUGUGCAAGAAGCAGCAGCUCCCAGACUCCCAGUUUCAGAGCUUUCCCCAGCCCAAGCUUCUGCAGACUCAGUUGCUCACGCUGCCAGGAGACCGACUGGCCUCCCUGCUGGGCACCACCUCCCUGGCCCGGAAAGCCCUCGAGCCGCUGCAUGCAGGUCGCACGUGGGAGGCGGUGCGCAAUGGACGGGACCCCCUCCAAGCAGAAGGUUCCUCGAAGCGCCUGAGGCAAAUGCUCGCUGAGCUGGCCUUGUCAAUGGAGCCCAUGGCCGCGCCUUGCAUGGAGAGCACUGUCGUCGGUGAGGGCACCUGCAAGAUGCUUGUGCGUCUUGCAGAUGGCCUGUCGAUCGAGUGCGUCCUUAUCCGCAUGGCGAAGCACUCGAGUCUCUGUGUUUCCAGCCAGGUGGGCUGCAAGCAAGCGUGCAGCUUCUGUGCAACGGGCAAGCUUGGCGAAAUCCGUAAUCUGACCACGCACGAAAUUCUUGCACAAGUCUGGCUGGCCCAGCGGCAGGCGCGCACCCUCAAUUGGCCGAGGGUCCGCAACCUUGUGUUUAUGGGCAUGGGUGAGCCUGCCAACAACCUGGACUCAGUAGCUGAAGCGCUGGAGCUUCUUACGGAUGCUAGGAGCUUCAGCAUGUCGGGCUGUUACAUUACGGUGUCAACGGUCGCACCAUCUCCGGCCAAGAUCCUAAGUCUCUCGGAGCUUCCUUGCAAGCUGGCCUGGUCGGUGCAUGCUGCGACCGACCCCGUGCGUCGCCAACUGGUACCAAGCAGCAAGCACUCUGUGACUGAUCUGAGGGAUGCCUUCCUGAAGUGCUUGCAGCUUCGCCCGGAGAAGUUCAGGCAACUCCUGUGUGAAGUGGUGCUGCUGGACGAUAUCAACACUGACCGCCGCCACGCGAAAGCACUUUCGGACUUGCUGUUUCCCUUCCAAAGGGACCAGAUCCUUGUGAAUCUGAUCCCUUACAAUGACAUAGAUGGACUUGCAUCGCGUGGCGCGCGGGUGGAUGCACAGACUUCAAAGAUGAGGGCGCCAUCCCUUGACACGGUACGUAGUUUUCAGCGCUCGCUCUGGCAGCGAGGGCUGUAUUGCUCAGUUCGGCAGACGCGCGGUGAGUCCAAAGCUUCUGCCUGCGGGCAAUUGGCUGCUGUGGCCGGGCUCGCAACACUGGUGAGCCAAAAGAAUCCGACCGAUGUGGUGGACACAGGAGAUGAAGAAGACAAAGAUCCAGGUUUCGUGCAGCGGUUGGCUGUCUUUCGUGUCACACGUGGAUCAAGUGGCUACACGAGGUUCGGAAGCAGCGGGACGAUCAAAGAGAAUCCUGCUGGUGGAUUCAGCUUUGAGCUGCCUGGUGGCGGCGGCAUCCACAUCGACAACGGAUGCGGCCCCUUAGCGUCUCUUAGCAAUUUGGCCUUCGGGAACACGGUCGACACGUGUAGGCAGUGA
Symbiodinium natans is the source of this 2775-nucleotide messenger RNA. NCBI's taxonomy places the organism in Eukaryota, Dinophyceae, Suessiales, Symbiodiniaceae. The record is from the annotation of a GenBank genome assembly.